Molecule: messenger RNA, 387 nt
Organism: Gongylonema pulchrum
Lineage: Eukaryota; Metazoa; Nematoda; Chromadorea; Rhabditida; Gongylonematidae
Source: the annotation of a GenBank genome assembly
AUGAAUGAAGAGUCAAUAGAGACACAGAACGCGAGGCACUCAUACGGUAUACUAUUCGCCCUUCAUUGGGGUGGCCGUGAGCCGCACAAAUUUAUAAUCGCCCGCUUCCUCACUGCCGCCGAUAAACAGCUGUUUGACAGCUGGAAGCGUUUCCUCUCCAAAGAUUUCGCCCCGCAUGGCCGCACAAUUGCCAUUCGUAACGACCUAAUUGGGUUGCAAUAUUUGUCAGCGCAGCGCGCUAAAGAUCUCUCGAAAUGUUUGCAAGCUAAUGGCAUCUACGCCAUUGCCUCCGACAACCGAAUCGGUAUCGGUGCGCCUCCGCGCCGGCGCUGGUUCCCAGCGGAGGAUCCAUACCUGCAGCAGCUCUUAACCUCGCCACAGCCAUAG